Dendroctonus ponderosae (mountain pine beetle) is the source of this 6074-nucleotide messenger RNA. RefSeq names its product neuronal acetylcholine receptor subunit alpha-7 (gene nAChRalpha6). Gene Ontology annotation, molecular function: transmembrane signaling receptor activity; acetylcholine-gated monoatomic cation-selective channel activity. Gene Ontology annotation, cellular component: synapse; postsynaptic membrane; neuron projection. Gene Ontology annotation, biological process: nervous system process; regulation of membrane potential; monoatomic ion transmembrane transport. Bases 332 to 1921 code for a protein of 529 amino acids. The transcript is spliced from 11 exons. The record is from RefSeq and is a predicted model, not a curated record. Lineage: Eukaryota; Metazoa; Arthropoda; Insecta; Coleoptera; Curculionidae.
UUAGUUUGGGAAGUAUAGAGAUCCUGAAUAGUCGACAUCGAAGAGCAACUUCUAGCGCGCGCAGAGUUCCUAUUGAUCGCGUUUUGCAUCGAGAGCGGCUGGUUUAAAGCGACUAAACGUGCGUCCGAAGCACGAGAGCACAGCUUGCAAAGACGGCUUGACAGUUAUGGAAAUACCUCUAGUGGACUCUAUCACGGCAGCCAGCAGUUAGUGCUGGUCCUAAGCCGUAGCGAAGUGAGUGAGGUGACGUGCUGUCUGCCUCUUGGGGCAUGACGGCAUACUCCGGAGGUUUCUUGAAGAGGACAUGAAUCCGAAGAAGCAAUAGUUUGAGAUGGUCCGAAGAAAACGAGGUUUUCACCAGCUGCUAGCUGCGGCGCUCUUCUUUAUCAUGUUACCAGGUUCGCAACAGGGAUACUACGAAAAAACGUUGCUCAACAAGCUCUUGGACAAUUACAACAUUUUGGAGAGGCCAGUAGCAAAUGAAUCAGAGCCACUAAGUGUCAGGUUCGGCAUUACUUUGCAGCAAAUCAUUGAUGUGGACGAAAAGAAUCAGAUUCUUACCACCAACGCUUGGCUGAAUUUGGAAUGGACAGACUACAAUCUGCGCUGGAACGACUCGGAGUAUGCGGGAGUAAAAGACUUGAGAAUAACUCCGAACAAGCUUUGGAAACCCGAUGUUCUCAUGUAUAACAGUGCUGAUGAGGGUUUCGACGGGACUUACCAAACAAACGUUGUGAUCAAAAGUAACGGCAGCUGCUUGUACAUCCCUCCGGGUAUCUUCAAGAGCACAUGCAAGAUAGACAUUACGUGGUUCCCCUUUGAUGACCAACACUGUGACAUGAAGUUUGGUAGCUGGACCCACGAUGGUAACCAGCUUGACCUGCUUUUAAACUCGGAAGCUGGAGCCGACCUAUCCGACUUCAUCACAAAUGGAGAAUGGUAUCUUCUGGGGAUGCCGGGAAAGAAAAACACAAUUAUCUACGCAUGUUGUCCGCAACCAUACGUUGAUGUUACUUUUACGAUUCAGAUUAGAAGACGGACACUGUACUAUUUCUUCAACCUCAUAGUUCCUUGCGUGCUGAUAUCUUCAAUGGCUCUACUGGGAUUUACAUUGCCGCCCGACUCGGGUGAAAAACUAACAUUAGGUGUCACCAUUCUUCUUUCAUUGACAGUAUUUCUGAACCUAGUAGCCGAAAAGAUACCGACAACAUCAGACGCAGUACCAUUGAUAGGCGUGACCAUCCUGCUCUCGUUGACUGUGUUCCUGAACCUCGUGGCUGAAACUUUGCCCCAAGUAUCUGAUGCCAUUCCCUUGUUAGGUACCUACUUCAAUUGCAUUAUGUUCAUGGUGGCAUCAUCAGUGGUUUUGACUGUGGUGGUUCUCAAUUACCACCAUCGAACUGCUGAUAUUCACGAAAUGCCUCAAUGGAUAAAAACAGUCUUCCUGCAAUGGUUACCGUGGAUGCUUGGCAUGAGCCGACCCGGUAAAAAAAUAACCCGUAAAUCCAUCAUGAUGAACAGUAGAAUGAAAGAAUUGGAGCUGAAAGAACGCUCAUCGAAAAGUUUAUUAGCUAAUGUAUUAGACAUAGAUGAUGAUAUUCGAAACGUUUCGGGAACAUCAGGAAAUAGUUCAAUGAUGACCACAAGCCUGGGUGGUGGCUUCGGACGUAGCGCAACCACUAUUGAGGAUUCAGCAAUGGCCGGCACAAGUUCUAGUCAACGAGAGUUGCAACUCAUACUAAAGGAGUUACAAUUCAUAACAAAUAGAAUGAAGAAAGCCGACGAAGAAGCUGAAGUAAUAAGCGAUUGGAAGUUUGCAGCAAUGGUGGUGGACCGUUUCUGUCUGAUUAUUUUCACAUUGUUUACGGUCAUUGCUACAGUAGCUGUACUACUAUCGGCACCACAUAUAAUAGUGCAGUAAUCGGACAGGAAACUCGAAGAGGCAGUAAACUUUUCUGUGAUAGAUAGCGCAGAAUACUACGGCAGUUUGACACAAAAAAAUGUGCAAGCAUGCCUUUGCUGCGUGAACCAUUCACGAGCUAAACAAAGUAAAAGGCAGGCACUAAUGUCCAAUCUAAUAUUAAGCGUUUGAAAUUGCACAAAAUGUCUACGAAAAAGGUCACGGAAAUACGGCAAAAGGUUUAAAAACCGUCUUGCGUAAAUUCGAUUUCUUAGGCGCAGUUACCAAGCUAGUAGGUUCCUAAGGGGCUACUAGGGCUUUACUUCUUUAGAAAAUGCAACGCAUUGAACUACCCGGUAAACGGAACUUCUAUCCACUUUAUGUAGUUCCUUGAUGUAAACCUACUGCCUGCUGUUUGGAAAAGUCUUUUUACGUUGCUUUUGGUUAAUAGAGGUUGAAAAUUUUAGCUAGUCUAUAACACUAUAACCGGUAAAACUAUCUAGUUGGUGGAACACACGUGUCUGCCUUUUGUUAACCAAUUGAAAACUCGGCAUUCAGAAACAUUCAUUCAUUCGCAGCCUCUCAAGUGCUUAGCUCUAAAGUAUAACCAUUAACUUUCAAUCCUCCAAUCUUCCUUUCAUGCUUCAUUCGUGUAACAUUCCAUAUGAUCAAGUCAGGGUCAUGACAAUCAGUAUGUGACUUUAGAGCUUAGAUAAGUUUAGUUAGUCCCGUAGAAUUCGCUGUUCUCAUUAUUUUAACAUAGUUGUCUUCUCAGUCAUCGUAGCAAAAUUAUGUUAGUAUCCAUUUUCUCGUAAACACACAAAGAAGACUCAAGCGCUUGAGUCGAUUGCAAUUGAAGAGUUUCGGCAAUGCCUCACAAACUUAAAGGAGUCCACCGUGUAUAAAACCUAUUGUGAUGAGUUUCGCAAAAUAAGUACCUAGGAAUUAUUAAGAUGAGUUUAUACAUAAAUAGGUGUAAAUUACUCGAGACGUGAAUUGUGGUAUAGAGUCGAACGAUUUUAUAUUAAUGCUUACGAAUACUUCAUCGCAUAUUGAAAUCAAUGUCAUCUCUUUUCAAAAUAGCGACUUGUUUCGUCCACUCUUCAAACCGCGAAUAGGCCGCGAGUGUGGACAAAUAUUCGUAAAAUAGCUCUCUAAAACUCUUCUCUAAAAACAUCCCAGCUAUGUAUAGAAACCCCAAAUAUUUUUAGGACUUUGUAAUGGCGUUAGAUUAAGGAAUUAUAUAAAAUCGUUCGAAUACACGCUGAUUUUUAUACUUGAGUCUAACGACGAGUGCAGUUGAGGUAUAGGACAAGGCAAAGGUUCAAUCUGAGGGUUACCAGGGUCAGUUAAAUAGGUCCAAUACGUUGGCAUAAUCUCUCAAAGGUCGAGGAAACUUUCUCAAUUUGUUCAUCAUGUUGUUCUCUAAAAGUCCCUAUUUGGAGAAUAGUAUCAAUAAAAGUUUUAAUCAUUUUGUAAUCUGGCUUAUUUUUGAAUUUCUAGCGCAUCUAGAUGAGAUAGAUAAAUAUCGAUGUUAUAAUUCAAGCAAUUUCGAAUGCACAAGGGAAAAUUAGAAUGCCAAAGCAUUAUUGCCUUCUAGCAUCUAAAUUGAAUAUGUAGAAUUCAUUGAACUUCUGUUAUCUUCUAUUCUUCUGUUAUCUAAUCCGUAUUGCUUGGAUACUGCGACGAAACUGAUUGGAAACUUCAAUACGAAUCUUUAUUCUUAUUAUUACACAUGGAAAGUUUGAUGUCUUGUUUCAUAUGUUCACAUAAAUCGUAUUAAGUUUUUAUUGCAAAAACGCCGUUUCUUGUAUCUCGCAGUCUUUCAGCUCGAUAACAUUUAUAGUAUCCUCAAAUUUAUUAUUUCGCUAAACUCAUGAUUUCUCUAUCAUAAAGAAGCAUGUUUCAAAGAUCUCAGUUUAUUACUUAAGCAUUGUGUAUUACGUCUGUCUAACCUUCCUCGACGUCUCGAUUGCUCUGGUCCUUCGAACCGGAUAUUGAUUGUAAAUUAUCGAAUGAGAGUUAAGACCGUUUAGUGUUUAAGCGAUUGAUGCAAAGUGAUUACUUAACGCAAAAUCCUCUAGGUUUAAUGGAAAUUAUAUCACAUCUUCAACGGUUCAGUCGAUCGAAUAUUUGCCUUAGGGUGCGAUAAAAAAAUUUAAUCUAAACUUGUGUUUAUUUAUGAAUGGAUUCAAUACUAAGACAGCUACUAAAGUCAUGUUUUUAUCGACUUUCUUUAGAAUUUGUCUAAGCUGAUGACUAAACGCACAUGCAUUUAAGGUUCAAGAUCUCUUUCAUCAAGCCUAACUUCCACUAAGCUCAAGCCUGCAUAGAUGGGUGGCAGUACCUGAAUUUCUAUAGACCUUUUAGAGAUUAGUUCGAUGUCUACCGAACCAAUUUUUACCUAUUUGGCAUGCCCAAUAUAGUGUCCCAUAUCUGAGAUACUCUUUUUUGGACAUUUGCCUCGCUCCUUGCUCCGAACCGAUCUGUUACUCUUCGGACAAGCUCCCGUGCUUCGGAACCUAACGCCAUGUACGUGGUUUCAUUUUCAUCUGGUUUCACAAAUGCAUUUUUUCUUCCAUUCAUACCAUUUGUUGUAUAUCUAGUUUUUCCUUGAGAGUGACUUUAAAACUGUUCGUUUUUGUUCGCAAAGAUAUCGGUUCCAAUACGUUGAUUAAGUAGGAAAAGCAAUUGUUCUAAUAUAUGUGCCAAAUUGUGUAAUAUUAAUUUUGAAUAACCGGGUUUGCACGUUCCACCGAACCUUUUGUAAGAUUGAUUCGUCCCUGCAUAGCAUUCAGCAAAUUAUUUUGAAAUAUUUCAAUUUACUUCGUACAUGACGUUUUAAGCUCUACUUUUAUAUAUCAUAUAUUUAUACUUAUUUGUAUUUAAUGAAAGUUCUUCAUUAUUACUAAUUAAUUGCCAAAUUGUUUUGGCAAUAAGGGAAUUAAACAACUAACCUGACAAGUAUAACAAUAAUUGUUUACCUUAAAAAUAAUGUAUUUAAACCAUAGAAUUUAAUACAAUUUUAAUAAAAAAAAUUAAAAUUUCUUGGGCGUUUUAUAACGUAGCAUUACUUACAACUUACAUAUCUAUUAUUUAGUAGUUUAAUGCCCUGCCUUUAGGGCUACUUUGCAUGUCGGUAAAUGGCCAAGCCCAAUUUUCUACCAAAUUUCUAACUAAUGUAAAAAACGCCCAUUAUAUGUUAGGAAGUACAAUAAAAAGCAAUGAGAAAACUGCUCAAAAUUGUUAUAAAACCACCACGCGUAGAUAAGUUACUGUACAAGCACGCUAUGGUAAUUUUUUGAGUCGCAAGUAUGCGAGAAGGAAAUAUAUACAAAGCUAAACAAAAUCUAUCCCAAUCGAACCUGUAGCAAACAUUAACAGAUAAAUUGUAAUAUAAUCAAUAUAAAUUUGUGUUUAAUGUUCCGACGUACUUACUGACAUAUCGUUGGUGAUUUGGAAAAACAAAUGAGAAAAUUAGAGCGCCCAUCCUAGCAGCCGAUUUUCGGAAAAAAAGCCAAAAAUGUUGACACAGGUGUUCGAGGGACAUUCGCAUGAAAUGACCAAAUAGUAUAGUGUCCUUCGCUAAUUAGUAGAAUAAUUACUGAAUUAAGAUCUUCUAAAGAUGCUGACGAAACUGAAUUACUGUCUGCUCAAUUCAAUAUUACAGUUUUAGUCACUCGCAAGAUGCAUCUUCAAAUUAUUUAAAACGGUUUGAAGUAUUUUUUUAAUUGAAGUGCUUCAUGAUGAUGAUACCUGAUGGAACUCAGUUUCAGUUUUGUCACCAGACGGUAGCAGGAUGUAAAAUUAUUUGAUUAUAAUUUGUGCUUUACAAUGACUGCAGGGAUAAUAGCCCGACUUUAGAAAUAAGAGUUUUUUUAACUAUCAACAAUGGCUCAAAUAGAGUAUGCUUGUACUGUUCAGUGAGCUUCUAUGUCAAUAAAUACAACUAAACUCUUUUCCCCCAUGAAAUUUCCUUAGAUGAAUUAGAGUACGUGGAGAACAUAUUUUACUGUUUAUUAUUUUCGUUGAUUAUAUAUGCAGAAAACAAUGUUAAAUUUAUUAUAGUUUACCUUUACAGUAGCUCAAUUUGUUUUUGAGAUUCAUACUGAAUUUGCAUUGAUCAUUGUGGAGUAUAUGUAUAAUGUAUGAUUGAAAUACAAAUGAGUUUUAA